AUUCGUUGCAACUUGAUGAACUGUCAAAGUAUUCGCGGAGCAUUUGUUUUCUACCUUUACUAUAUGUGUCUUUUUUUGUUAUUCCGCUGGUGUAUUUUGAUUGUUCUUUUGUCAAAGUAAAGAGAAAAAUAUUGGCACCUCGGAUGAAAAAACCGAGAAAUUGGUGCUCAUCUGUUGGGGUUCUGAAACGACUGAAAAACCUCUGGACAAUAUCUUUUUUUGGAAUCGUAAAUGUGCGAUUGUGAACGCUCCGAGGUAGAUUUGUGCGAGAAACAAAUAUCCGAAUUAAAUUGAGAAAAAACAGUCUUAGAAAUUAUGUCUUUCCAUCGACGAUGCGGCAGUCGGAUACAUUUAUCGAAUUCAAAUCGCACAGCACGACGAAACAUUAACGAUUUCAAUCAUGGUCUGGUCUUGAGUGCCGAACCAAUGGUGGAUGGUGUGUGGUUUCAAGUGCAAAUUGAUGAAAAGACACAAGCAUGGAACGGUACCAUGGAAAUAGGUGUAACCUGUGUGAAUCCUGAAACGACUGAUUUUCCAUCAUGCGCACAGAAACUAUCCAACGGAACUUGGAUAUGGUCUGGUGCAGAUAUUUUAAAGGAUGGCCAAUGUAUUUUGGAAUGCUACGGCGGCAGUUUGGAUGUGCUGAAUGAAGGCGAUCGUGUCGGUAUAAUGCGAACGGCUCAAGGUGAAUUGGUAUUUGCGGUGAAUGGUGAAUCAAAAGGAAUUGCAGCCGUUGGAAUUGCGAAACCAGUUUGGGCUGUCGUUAGUUUAUAUGGGAAAUGUACACAGGUGUCGAUUAGUUCCGAUGAACAGAGCACAAGUUGUUCAACAGCUGCUGCCGCAGCUGUGGCAGUAGCAAUGGCAUCAGCGAACUAUGACAUCGAGAAUUUCAUACCAAAUUUUCAUGAGACAAUUUCCACAACGAGCACCAGCACAUUGAGUAGUUUGAUCGGCGAACGGCGAACAACCGAUGACUUUAUGUUGAGCGGUCGUACCAGUGCCACACUUCUCGACAAUGAUCGACUGCAUUUCCACAUUCGAUGUGGGUCACUGGUUCAUUUAAGUGCAAAUAAUCGAACGGCCGAGCGAAGACGACCACUGGAUGAGUUCAAUAAUGGCGUUGUGAUGACUCAUCGCCCGUUGCGAGACAAUGAGCUCUUCGAAAUUCGCAUCGAUCGAUUGGUUGAUAAGUGGUCGGGUUCAAUUGAGGUCGGUGUGACCACUCAUAAUCCGAACGCAUUACAUUUUCCAGCAACAAUGACGAAUAUGCGCAGCGGAACGAUAAUGAUGUCAGGCUGUGGUAUCCUAACGAAUGGAAAGGGAACACGACGUGAAUACGGUGAAUUCAAUUUGGAUGAGCUGAGAGAAGGUGACCGCGUUGGAAUGAUGAGAAAAUCUAAUGGAAACUUGCACUAUUAUAUCAACGGACAGGAUCAAGGUGUGGCUGCGAAACAAGUGGCGCAAACAUUGUGGGGUGUUAUUGAUUUGUACGGUAUGACAAUUAAAGUGACUAUAGUCGAUAGAGAUGAACGUGAACAGCAGAAUUUAGUCACACGACGUAAUAAUAUUAUGUCGAUGCAGACAUGCGUUGAAGAUCUGCCAAUAUAUAGUCCAGAAGCCGAUUCAGUUCAGAAUAGUGAGCGUUUAACAUUUCACCCGGUUUGUGGAUCGCAUGCUACGGUUACACAAAGCGGUCGUACGGCGUUGAGACCAAGUGCAUCGGAUGAUUUCAACAAUGGUGUUGUGCUAACAAGAAGACCGCUGCGAUCGAAUGAAUUGUUUCAAGUUCGUCUCGAACGUGUGGUUUCCAAAUGGGCGGGAUCCAUUGAAAUUGGCAUAACAACACACAAUCCGACGGAGCUGGAUUUUCCGUUCACAAUGACGAACGUUCGGACCGGCACAUGGAUGAUGACAGGAAAUGGUGUGAUGCACAAUGGAAUCACGGUUGUUGAACAAUAUGGCCAUAGUUUGGAUCGUCUGCAAGCUGGCGAUAGAGUGGGUGUCAUGCGAAAAGAUGACGGAACUCUUCAUUUUUGGGUGAAUGGAGUGGAUCAAGGGCCUGCUGCAACCAAUGUACCCGAAAAAGUGUAUGGAGUUGUCGAUUUGUAUGGCCAAGCCGCACAAGCAAGUAUAGUUGAUGAUAUCGUAGAAACGAUUAUAAGUCCUGAAGCAGGCAACUCUACAUUUUCAAAUACCACACUAAACGGUGGCAUGUGCAAUGAACAAAAGCUACGGUUCCAUGUGUGCCAUGGACCGAAUGCACGAAUUUCAAAUGGUGGUUUAACCGCUAGUCGGCCAAAGGCUCUGGCCGAAUUCAACGGUUCGAUUGUGUUCAGUAAUCGACCACUGCGACAACGUGAAUUAUUCGAAGUUAUUCUUGAAACAAUGAUCGAUCACUGGAAUGGAAGUGUAGAGAUCGGAGUGACCGGCAUUCGACCCGAUGAGAUAUCGUUCAGCAGUGCCACUGAUUUAGAGCAAGACACAAUCAUGGUAUCGGGACAAACACUAAUCCAUAACGGACGAACUGUUCGAAACGAUAUGCCUUUUAAUCUCGAUAAUUUGACCUCCGGUUCAAAAGUCGGUAUAAUGCGCAACGGUGAUGCCAUUCAUUUUUUCGUGAACGGAAUCGAUCAAGAACAUGCAUACGAUUGCCACAUUCAGAAUAUGUACGCGGUUAUUGAUUUGUAUGGGCAGUGUGCUCAAGUUAGCAUCGUCGGUUCCAUGCAUUCUAGUACUCGGGCACCGUAUGCAAUCAGCGAGAAUUCACAAAGUGUUCAGGCGGCUUCAGUCAUUGCGCCGCUCACCGAAGUUAAGCACAGAUGGUCUUGUAUAUCGGGAAGCGUGAGUUUGUUUCAAAAUUGGACGCUGGCCAGUCGCUGCACAAGUAAUCAACCGGCUUUGACACGAUGUCUCGUUUUUUCUGAGCAUUUUCUGGUGGUUGGUGAACCGUUCGAAAUCAAAAUCACCGAGUACAAUUCAAUGCUGGCCGGUUGCUUGAAAAUUGGCGUCACCGAUCUCAAUUUAUCCGAUGAACACGUUCGCAAAAAUCUUCCGGUUUCAAUGAAACGCAUCCCAUCGAAUGUGUGGUAUGUGAGUGGCAACGAAAUUCGAUACAAUACGAUGCUAUUGAAACGAUCAAUGGCAUCGUUGGAGUGGUUACGAAUCGGCGAUCGAAUCACACUCGAGUUGACAUCGGCCCGAACGUUGCGAGUGCUGUUGAAUUCGGAGGAUAUGAACAUUUCAUUUUCAAAUGUCGCUCCCGAUGUGUAUGCCGUUGUCGAGCUACAGGGCCCCGUGAUGGCAAUUCAAAUAAUCUCGAUGCAAGUUCCAAUGUCACCGCUUCGACCAUGCAGUCUACGGCUGCAGGAUUCGUUGGACUUAGGUUUAGAUCCAUUGAAAAAUCAAGAUUCAAUGCUCGAGUCCAUUGAUUCAGAGACACCAUUCUUCGAAUUCUCCGACAUUCACGGUCGAAAUAUUCAACUACUUGAUGAUCGUCGUGUUGCACAACGUAUCCAAUCAUAUAAUCAAGCGAUUGUGUGCAUUGCAAAGCCAUUAUGCAAAGGCCAUAGCAUAAAUAUUAAAAUUGAAGAAAUCAAUUCCAAAUGGAAAGGUACAAUUAUCUUGGGUGCGGUGAGCAGUUAUUUGAAUAGCAUGCAUUUACCAUCGUCGGCUAUUUUACUGCGUAGACCGUGUUGGAUCAUAACACAUGAUUACAUCAAUUUUAAUGGCAGUAAAAUACAAUCAAAAGUGGGCGAAGCGCUCCUACGAAUUCAAAAAGACACAAUCAUCACAUUAACCCUGACACAUUCGGGAUCUUUAACCCUGACCAUUGUCAAUAAUUUGGCCGAAAGAAAACCAAGCAGCACCACCACAACCACAUACAGUUCAAUGCAACCGGCAACGGAGAAAUUUGUCGAAGAGAUUGCAUCUGGUCUUCCACAACAUGUGUAUCCAAUUUUUGAUUUGUACGGUAAAUGUGAACGCAUCUCAUUGAUUUGCCCGGACAUUCGAAAUGGCAGUCCAAUCAAUGAGGAAGUAUUCACAUCGAUGGUAAAUAACGAAACCGAUCGAAAUAGUAUGCCGCAGCUCGAAAAAGCCGAUCUCGAAGUACAUGAAAAAGAAACGGAUGGUUUGCAGCCACCGUCGCUUGAUAGUGGUGCUGGUGAAGGUGGCACAAAUCGAUCUAAUGCCAAUGGUACAAUGAGUCGUUCCGUUGCUGAUAGUGUGUCUGAGAAUCUUUUGCACAAUUUAUCGAUCAAAAAUAAAACGGUCGAUACUAGAAACGAACAAGGCGAAUCCAGUUCCUGCUUUUUGCGUGACUCAUUACAAUUGCAACAUUCAACCAAUUUGAAUAUUCAACGAAGUCAGAGCACCAAUCGUUUUGCGGGCACAUCAAAUGCAAACAUUGUAAGCGACGACAUUCAUUUGGCCAGUGAAAAUGCUCCUCCAAUAUAUGAUGAUAAUAUUGCUACGGCAUCGGCAUCAGCAUCAGCAUCAGCAUCAGCCUCUGCUAGCGAUUCAAACUACAUAGAAAAUUCCAAUUUUUAUGAUCAUGAUGCCAAUUGGUGUCCAUCGAAUUCGAAUCGACAGCCACAUUCCGCACAGUCAACAUCGUACAAAGAUCCAAACCAAGUGGCCAUAUCGAAUGACAAUGAAUCGAUUCAAAGUUGCAGUGCAGACAAUCACAAUUCGCUGGUCGGUAGUUUGUUGGUGAAUCCAAAUUCAAUGGAAAAUGAGCGUCUGCAACAUGACUAUAAUAUAAGUCAAAUGUUCUCGUCAAAUGUGAUGAUCAACGAUCCGAAUAGACAGAGUAGAGAGAGUAAUAAUACGGUGAGUGACGCUGAACGUGGAGCCGAAAUGCAACCGAGAAGCAUUACCUCUGAAUAUGAAUCGAUCCCGAGUCUCGAGAAUAAGGACUGUGAAUAUUUAAAAUUGGUGAUGGCAUUCAAGCGAACGCUUGUUUUGCCCGAUGUAUUUUUCUCCUAUGACAUGGCUGUAUGUUAUUGUGCAGCAUGUCUAUCCAGCGGUCGAAACUUAAUAGAAGGAUGGGUACGAUUUAAACUGAGCCAUAUGGUCACGAAUGCCAGUUCGUCUGCUUCAUCCGAUUCGGUCGAUUGUAGUGGCAGCGAUUGGACAACCGCAUACUACAUGAGUCGUGUGGAUAAAAUACGAGCGAUUUUAGAUCACGGUCAACCACUUCCAAUCGAACAAUGUGAGUAUGUGAAUGGUAAUCAAAAAGAUGACUCGGGCCCUGGAACGUUGCUUUUGCUAUUUUCAACGCCGAAUACACAGCAACACACCCCAUCGACAUUUGUGCAUCGCACUGGAACAUCAUCGUAUCGAAUUGAGACAGCGUUCGAAGUUCGUGUUCGCACUCAAGCGAUUUGUGUGGCCGACACGAAUGACAACGAACCCGUUGCAUCAAAUGGCCAACCCGUUUGGACGACCAAAGAAGCGGGCGCAUGUGUUUUAUCCGCUCUUUUACUCAAAUUAACACCAGAAACGGUUGGCACAUCGAAAACCACUACAUAGGAAUAAAAAAAAAACGUUCCUAGCUAAAAUUGUUCUGUUGACUGAGUUCAACAAGGGAGAAAGCUCAAUCAUGAUGCAUUCAUGAUGCAUUACUUCGAAAGAUUGACAAGAAAUCAGCCUGAAAGGACACACUCUCUGCUUCUCUCAUCUAGACUUCUGCUGAACUACACACUUUCUUCUUUCGAAAAAAUAUUCUCUCUCUCACUCUCUCUCUUUCUCGACUUCAGCAAUGAAUUUGCACAGAAAACAAUCAAAUAACUUGAAAUUGCGCUAAAUCAACAUGCAAAUCUCUUGAGCCGAUCAUAUUUUAUUCAUGUAUUUAAAUGUCUUCAAACUUUGAAACCAUGCCAAAGAAGAUGCAAAGCAACAACAAUAUCAAGAAAAAACUAUUGUGUAAGUUUUUAACAUUUCAAGAUAGCGUUGAAAAAUGAACACGUUCAGACGAGAAUACCAUAUCUCGUUUGUUAAUGGUGGAUAGUCUCUAUAGUGUAUCAAUCACACGCGGAAAUAACCAUUUUCAUUUGGAAUGUCAUUUAAAAUCAAAAUAAGACUUAUUAAAUUCGCGAAUAAAAGCUGAUUCAAAAAAAUGCCUUAAAAUAUCCUAUAUAUAUAAUAUAUGAAUAUAGAAUAGAGAAAAUUCGUCUCGCGAAAAAAAGAACUUUGAAAUGCUUUAUUCUUUUUAUUUGUAUGAAAGAACAAAACACGUGACAUUGCUUAAAUUUGCCAAAGAACCAAAUCAUAAAUGAAUAAUUCACAUCAUUAUGAAAUAGUAAAUAUCAUUGAAAUUGCCGCAUGAUAUCAAUACAUGGGAAAGUGUUGUAAAACAACACAUCAUUUUCUUGGUUUCUUAAUACCAAGUUUGAAGCAAGAAUAGAACCAUACAUUCACCUCAUCAUAAAUUCAUCAUUUGAUAUAUUUACUUUUAUUCAUGAUAUCGCGCCGCAUUUCCAGGUAAAUAAGAAAUUAUUUCAAAACAAAUACACACGCGCCCUCGUUCAAAGAAUAACCAAAAAAAAAAACGGAAACAAUAACUCGUUUUUAUCCCAAUCACGUGCAAUUUUUGUUUGAAACAAAACAAAUAUAUAUAUAUAAAUUGAUAUAUAGAUAAAUUCUUAUUUUCGCUCAUUGACAAAUAAAACGAACUAAAAAUCAAGCUUAUAA
This is a messenger RNA of Sitodiplosis mosellana (orange wheat blossom midge), 6693 nucleotides long. It is a transcript of the gene Neurl4, whose product is annotated as neuralized-like protein 4. The record is from RefSeq and is a predicted model, not a curated record. The transcript has 14 exons. NCBI's taxonomy places the organism in Eukaryota, Metazoa, Arthropoda, Insecta, Diptera, Cecidomyiidae. The coding region runs from base 316 to 5532 and encodes 1738 amino acids.